AUGAAGAAGCAAGUGGUGAAGAAAGCGAUAAGCACUGCUCGGACGUUGCACAGUGUUUACCCCUUACAGACGUAUCACUUCGUGAAGGAGGCGGGUGAGGGACCGUUCAGGCGGAAAAGGCAAGGCAUCGCAACGGAGUCCCUUAUCAAGAACUCCUUCCUAACCAAGGAGUACUAUGACAAAACGAAAAAAAAAAAAAUUGACCUUUUCGAUUUUGUUCCCCCGGAAAAUUUCGUAUCUUCGUAUUUUGAAAAGCUGGAUAAGUGCUACUCGAACCCACGGUCCAUACUACGGCUGUACAAGGACUACAUCGAGAAGGAGGAUUACCCUAAUUACAACUGGCUAGUGAGGUGCUUCUGCCAGCUAGCCAACGUGUUUGGAUUUAACUCCUUCUGGAGCGUCAAGGAUAAGGAAGCCAUUCACGAGCUGAAGUUAUUCAAAUUUCUGGUGUACGAUUUAAUCGAAAGGAAGGAGAGAAUAAAAGCGAGGCACUGCCCCAGAUUGCUAUACGCAAUGUCCUGUCUAGACUAUAGAUGCUAUUAUCUCCUCCCAACUAUUUUGGAACUCAUAGAAAUGGAUCUGGACAAGUUCCGCGUACCAACGUUGUCUAUGAUGAGCUUCUGUUUGUCCUACCUAGGACUAACAAACCAGGAAGUUCAAUUCGGCUCCCACGACAACCUCUCUAGAGGCUACAACUUAAUAGAAAAGAUACUCACCAAUAUAUACAACCGGAAGGAUGAAGCGAAAGGGGACAUGACUAAUUUCUGCUGGUCAUUGUUAGCCUACGUUAUCGUCGUAAACAACAUGUAUGAAUUUCCCCUCAAGGAUCAUAUUAUGCCAAACGGGUAUACCACUUUUUUGCCAGAAAUUUUAAAAAAUGCAUGCGAUGGAUUAACUAAGGAAAAUAUAGCAGAAAGUGGGUGGAUUCAAUACUACCUUUACAUGACCCUCUACUGUUGUGACGUUGAAAAACCGAGCAACGAAAGGAUCAUAAAGGAGAGCGUACCCUAUUUCAUUCAAGAAUAUUUACAUCUAAAAUGGCUAGAUAAUAUUUUGAUAACUGCCCAGAAUCAGGGGUCAGAAAAGAUGCAGCUCGAAAUGGAAAACAUUAUACAAAAGUUACAGUUAAAAAAUUUCUUCAUUAAUUUAUCUGUUGGCCGGAAGAUAGAUGAGCAGCAUUGUUUUUUUACGUCCCAUUUUUAUAAGCCUCUAAACUUAUGCAUAGAGUAUGACUACUUCCACCCUAUUGGUUUUAACAGACCACUGGUCAGUGGAACCAUAUCGUUAAAAAACCGGAUUUUUAAAAAGCUCAAUUUUAACGUUGUUAAUAUUCAUAAGUGCUUUUGGGAUACAUUGACAGAGGAACAGAAGGAAUCGCAACUGGUCCGUGUUUUGGAAGUUUUCCAAUCAGAGCGUGGUGUACAGAAGCAACAACACCAGGGGGAGCUUUACCAGGAGAAGUACUUCGAUUCGGAUUUGCUGCACUUGAAGCAUAAGCGGGUCAAGUUUCGUAGUUGGCCGCCUGAGCAUAUAACGGUGUAG
Plasmodium coatneyi is the source of this 1542-nucleotide messenger RNA. RefSeq lists its product as uncharacterized. The transcript is spliced from 2 exons. The coding region runs from base 1 to 1542 and encodes 513 amino acids. The record is from RefSeq and is a predicted model, not a curated record. NCBI's taxonomy places the organism in Eukaryota, Apicomplexa, Aconoidasida, Haemosporida, Plasmodiidae.